Canis lupus familiaris (dog) is the source of this 1661-nucleotide messenger RNA. RefSeq names its product ADP ribosylation factor like GTPase 8A (gene ARL8A). Gene Ontology annotation, biological process: anterograde axonal transport; protein transport. Gene Ontology annotation, molecular function: GTP binding; GTPase activity. The transcript is spliced from 7 exons. Gene Ontology annotation, cellular component: lysosomal membrane. The record is from RefSeq and is a predicted model, not a curated record. The coding region runs from base 45 to 578 and encodes 177 amino acids. Lineage: Eukaryota; Metazoa; Chordata; Mammalia; Carnivora; Canidae.
GCGGCGGCGGCGGCGGGCACCGGGCGGGGCCGGCGGCGGCGACCAUGAUCGCUUUGUUCAACAAGCUGCUGGACUGGUUCAAGGCCCUGUUCUGGAAGGAGGAGAUGGAGCUCACGCUGGUCGGGCUGCAGUACUCGGGCAAGACCACCUUCGUCAACGUGAUCGCGUCAGGACAGUUCAAUGAGGACAUGAUCCCCACCGUGGGUUUCAACAUGCGCAAAAUCACCAAAGGGAACGUGACCAUCAAGCUCUGGGACAUCGGGGGACAGCCCCGAUUCCGCAGCAUGUGGGAGCGCUACUGCCGAGGAGUGAGCGCCAUCGUGUACAUGGUGGACGCCGCUGACCAGGAGAAGAUUGAGGCCUCCAAGAACGAGUUGCACAACCUACUGGACAAACCCCAGCUGCAGGGCAUCCCGGUCUUAGUCCUGGGUAACAAGCGAGACCUCCCGGGAGCACUGGACGAGAAGGAGCUGAUUGAGAAAAUGCUCUCCUCUGGUCCCCCCCAGGAAUCUUUCUGCCAUCCAGGACCGAGAGAUCUGCUGCUACUCCAUCUCCUGCAAAGAAAAGGACAACAUUGACAUCACCCUACAGUGGCUUAUUCAACACUCAAAGUCACGGAGAAGCUGAGACUGCGGGCCUUCCCCCUCGGACCAGGGACCUGCUGUCAUCCAAACCCGAAGCCGAGCUCCCCGCCCACUCCACCGUCCCCCCUAAGCCCGCCCCUCCUCACUUAGUGUGGGGAGGGGUCCUCUGGGGAUCCCAGAGUCCUGUUCUGCUGAGGUUUCAACUCCUGAUUUUAUUGUAAAAUAAACUGCUCCCCUUUCUGAUCCCCUAACCUCUUGCCCUCCGCCCUUUACCCACCCUGUUUCCAUCCUCCUAACGACCCAGCCCCACAGCCCCUGCCCUCCUCCCCGCAGUGCCCCCCCCACGCUGCCCUUUUCAACACUCUUCUGUUUUUGUCCUGUGUGUACAGUAUAUAUAUGUAUAUAUCUUUUAAUUUUUUAAUUUAAGCAAAGACUAAAAUCAAGCAUUUGAUGCUGCAGGGGCCCGUCAGGAUCUGGGAGGGGGACGGUCUGGAAAGAAGGAAAGAGCUGCAGGGCUGGCCUGGGGGCAGGUGGGGAUUAGGGAAGUGAAGGCUGACACCUGGGGCAGGUACCAGCUGGGCACCCGUGGACGUCCCCAGGUCCUGUUUGUUUCCCUUGCCAGUCUGGCCUGUCCCUGCAGUGCUUGAAUAUCACAGGCUGACAGGGAGCCUCCAGAGGCGCCCCUCUCCGCCCCCAGUCUCAGUGGGGGCCAGCGGGCACCACCCAGUGCCACAGACCACCGGGCCGCAGGGGCGGGAGGCCAGCCUCCUCGCUGCCCCCACGGCCCCUCCUGCCGGCUCCCGGCUCCUGCCCGGUUCCCAGGGCCCCCAACUCCAUGGGCCACCUCAUUUUCUGUUCUCGUUUUGCAGAGUUGCACAAGGAGAGAACUCAGCAUGGGGGGUUGGUUCUUUGGGUUUUGUUUUGUUUAUUUGUUUAAUUUAAUGAUUUGUAAAGUGAUGUUCCUCUUCCUUUUUUUACACUUUUAGCUCAUAUUUAACCUCUGUUUGGAAAAUGAUUCUUGUAACUGUACAUUUUUUUGCCUCCUAACAACAAGAAUAAAUGACCAGUUUUGUGUUG